AACUAAUAAUUAUGUGUACGUGAGAGAAGCUUAUAUAUCGAUACAAUAGACGCAUGGUGGGGAUAGCAUUCCCCAUUUAUUUCGUAGUUCAUAUUUUGUCCAUACCUUGUGUCGCUAAAGUCGCACACAUCUUGGAACAAAAUGUAAUGAAUAGCCUUAACGAUAUAGGUUACAUAUAAAUAGUAUAAUGUUUUCUCAUCCCUUCCACAUGUAUGUUGCCAUAGUAAUAUUCGAAGUAUAAACAAUGAACACGCUGUAUUUAAUUAGAUUCAUUACUGAUAGUCGAUACGUGUUAUUAAACGUAUCAUAAUUUAGAUUUCUCUAAUAUUUAUCUAAAUAUUAGAUUAUAUUAAUCUAUUAAUUAAUUAUUCAUACAAUUUUAAUAGUUAAUCGUCAAUAAGAAUAAAUGAGUAUUUUAACUGCAAGGAAAUAUACGACGAUAAUAAUCGGACAAUAUUUAAUUUUAUUUUUCGAUAUUUGCGUUAAUUCUUUUGGAAGUUUCGCUAGGCAACAUCCAAUUAAUUUAUUAGUUCUUUAUGUCAUUCAAGAUUUUUGUCUUAUCGUAGCACUUAUUGUACUUUUGGUUAACUUUUUCUCGACAUAUAUUUUUCAGGCAGGAUUAAUACAAUUAUUGUAUAUUCGAUUUCGUAUGACAUUAAUUGUCUGUAUUUUAUACUUGGUAUUAAGUAUCAUUUUACAUAUAUGGCAUAUUACAUUACAUUGGUCUAAUCCAUUAACACAUAAUUGGACAAAAGGAUUUCAUGCCAUAUUUGCUGUGCAUAGAAUAGUUUCAGUUUUCUAUUAUUAUUUCUAUAAGAGAGCAGCUUUAAAAAUAGCAGACCCAAAAUUGUAUGAAGGAUCCAGUUGGGUAGAAAAACAAUUGAGUCUUCUAUGAAUAUUUAUUUUCUUAUAAGGGAAAAUUUUUUAAUUUGAAGGAACUUUAUAUUUAUAUAAAAUACAUAUGAAUCGCCUAAAUCAACGCAAACAUGUAAUUAAUAAAUAUUCAAUAUUAAAUGUGUAUUAUAUUAAAUAUAAUAUUAUCAAUAUUGAAUGAUAUAAAUAUCAGAAGAAUGUACCAUUUGCUUUUAUUGCAUAAAUGUAUAUGUGUAUAAGAUGAACAAUGAUCAUGAUCUUUCAUUUUAUUUUUCG
Messenger RNA from Vespa mandarinia (Asian giant hornet), 1149 nucleotides. RefSeq names its product transmembrane protein 138. The record is from RefSeq and is a predicted model, not a curated record. Lineage: Eukaryota; Metazoa; Arthropoda; Insecta; Hymenoptera; Vespidae. Gene Ontology annotation, cellular component: cilium.